Lutra lutra (Eurasian river otter) is the source of this 1871-nucleotide messenger RNA. Its product is annotated as vesicle-associated membrane protein 714-like. Gene Ontology annotation, molecular function: SNAP receptor activity; SNARE binding. Gene Ontology annotation, biological process: vesicle fusion; exocytosis. Lineage: Eukaryota; Metazoa; Chordata; Mammalia; Carnivora; Mustelidae. Gene Ontology annotation, cellular component: SNARE complex; membrane. The record is from RefSeq and is a predicted model, not a curated record.
CUCUUCACGACCGGCUCGCCGCACUGGGUUCGGCCCCGCUCUCCAAGUGCCCGAAUUCGCGUCUCUUCUGAGGCCGGAUCCAGCGCGCCUCACUUGGGCCUUCCGCUCGCGGAGGACCUCGAGGACCACCAGGAGGGAGAAGCGCCCGCCCACGCCGAGCCUGUGCUUCACCGAACCGCCGCCUCCCAACACCAGCUAGAGCCGAGGGCCGAGCACCCCGCCCCGCCUGCCGGUCUCCGCUCCUCGCGCCUGCGCAAGCACCGCCCCAGCCCCGCCCCGAGGACGGCCGGGCGGUUGGGGCGCGCCCCAGCCGUCCCUUCCCGGGCGCGCGCGCCAUGACGAUCACCUACAGCUGUGUCGCUAACGGCCGCGCGGUCCUCGCCGAGCUGGCCCUGACCGGCGGCUCCUAUCAGGUACCCCGUGUCCGGACCUCCGCCCCGGCGGCUCCCGCCUCUUGGAGGGAGGCGCCUGCCGGGCCCGCCCCUCACCACGCCGCGGGGCCGCACGUGCGCCGCCCAGCGGUCGGCGUGGGUGGUGCACGCGGCCCGCAGGCGGUGGCAGCCCCGCGCGGUUGCAGUUGCCGCGGCGCGUCAACAGAAGCAGUGGCGACCGUGCUUAAACUAGUGCUUCUUAGAGCAGAGCCAAAGACCAUGAUGCAGAUGGGAAGCUUUGUCUACCAUACUCUCUUUAUUGAUGGAAUCACUUACCUAUGUGCUACAGACAAUGCCUUGGAUACCAUAACGCCAUCUGCAUUUCUUAAAAACGUUAGUGAAACUUUUCUGAGAAAUCCUUUGAUGUCACAAGAACAUUUUUCUCCUUCAAAUGCAGUUGCUGCAGAUUUUCAACAAGUAUUAGGAAAGUAUAUGAUGAAAUACAAUAAAAAUCAAGACGAUACCCCGAUAUCUACACUGAGGAGUCAAGUAACUGAUGUAAAAAAUAUUAUGUCCCAAAAUAUUGAUGAAAUUUUGGAAAGCGAAAACAGAUUGAGUAUCUUCACUGAUAGAACCGAUGAUCUCCAGACAACUGCCAAAGAAUCCCAAAAAACGAGAAAGGCUCUUAGGAGGAUGUGGCGGAAACACUUCAGAAAGGUCAUAAUCAUCACUGUGGUCAUCCUCCUCUCCAUCAUCAUCAUUCUUCUAAGUACGAAUGUGAUACCAACCUGACCCCUUUCCUCCCCAUGCCCAGCAAUUACCAAUAAAUGGUUACGUGUAAACAGAGGAGUCCACAACCAGCAAUUACGAAAGUAUCCUCUGGUGCAGGAAGUCUGCAGGAAGUGGGGCUUGGAUGUCCUUCCUCGUGCCUCGGUGGGCCUCAUCCCUGCUGCAGUCCCAUUUGUUGUUCCCACUUCCAGCUAUUUCCCAGCCUCUCAUCCCUUAGUCAAGACGAGGAGCACAAACCGUGGAAUCACAUCACUGAAGCUUAACCCUCCACUCAGCCACAUACCAGCUGGGUGACUCUGGACCAGUUAUUUAACCUGUGCCCUUGUCUCCUCAUCUGUAAAAUGGAGCUGAUAGCAAUACCGCAUAGCAUUAUAUCUACCACAUAGCACUAUCUGAGUGUUAACUAUUACUUCCUAGGGAAAAAAAUGAUUGCGUUUGUGGCAUUAAAUCUCUAUUAUCUUACUCCUUAGGAAAAAAAAUGACUGUGAACUUCUAAUUUCCUUAGAAAUAGGAGUCUUAACACGAGUACACAGUCCAGAAACAGACAUUCACCUCUUCUACAUAUUCUUUCAUUUGAAAUGACAGCUCAACCCACUGUUUUAUACUAGACAUUUCCUUGGAUAAAAAUUUUUAAAUUGGGCGCCUGGGUGGCUCAGUGGGUUAAGCCGCUGCCUUCGGCUCAGGUCAUGAUCUCAGGGUCCUGGGAUCGAG